CUCGCAGCUCACUACAUCAGUCUGCUGGCAAACACUGGCGGGUGUAAACCUGCGCGGCUCCACUACACGCUGCCCGCACAUUUCUCUCUAAACUUGCUAUGGAUUGUAUGCGUUGAUGGCCGUAGCAGUAAUCUUAGUGUGAUAUAUAAUAGGUGCAGUGUGGUAAGACCCAUUUUAAGCGUGUAGUUUCACUUUCGUUCGUUUUAUUGCCACUUUUACCCGUCCCAGGACGCCGAGGCAAGAUGGCGGACAUUGACGUGAACGAUCCUGAGCUCAAGUACUUGGUAGUAUCCAGGGAUACCUUCGAAGAUCCUGCGUCCCAGGCCGAGUGGACGCAGAAGAGACUGGUGUGGAUCCCCCACGGAGACCAUGGCUUCGUGGCAGCAGGCAUCAAGGGAGAAGUGGGAGAUGAGGUGGAGGUGGAGAUCGCCGACACGGGCAAGCGUGUCCGGGUGGCCAAAGAUGAUAUUCAGAAGAUGAAUCCUCCUAAAUUCAACAAAGUCGAGGACAUGGCUGAACUUACCUGCCUAAAUGAAGCGUCUGUCCUGCACAACCUCAAGGAGCGUUACUACUCUGGUUUGAUUUACACUUACUCCGGGCUGUUCUGCGUGGUGGUGAACCCCUACAGACGGCUUCCAAUCUACACAGAAAAGGUGAUAGAGAUGUAUAAAGGCAAGAAGCGACACGAGAUGCCACCGCAUGUCUUCGCCAUCACAGACUGUGCCUACAGGUCCAUGUUGCAAGAUCGAGAGGACCAGAGCAUCCUGUGCACGGGGGAGUCCGGCGCCGGCAAGACAGAAAACACGAAGAAAGUGAUCCAGUACUUGGCUUACGUGGCCGCCUCCAAGGCCAAAGGUGGAGCCUCCGCCGAGGAACAGACUCAACAAGCACAACACACAGGCAACGUCUACAAGUCCGCCGCUCAUCAAGAGAACAAGGGAGAGCUAGAAGCACAACUUUUGCAGGCUAACCCCAUUCUUGAAGCCUUUGGUAAUGCCAAGACUGUCAAGAACGACAACUCUUCACGAUUCGGAAAAUUCAUCCGCAUCAACUUUGACAAUUCUGGUUACAUUGCUGGUGCCAAUAUUGAAACCUACCUAUUGGAAAAGUCUCGUGCUAUUCGUCAGACACAGGAUGAACGCACAUUCCACAUUUUCUACCAGUUGCUGGCAGGAGCUAACCAACAACAAAAAAGAGACUUCAUUUUGGAAGAUCCCAAGCACUAUAAUUUCCUGACCAGAGGAAAAAUCCAGGUGCCAGGGAUGGAUGAAGUGGCAGAGUUCCAAGCCACAGUUAAAGCUAUGCAGAUUAUGGGCAUGAACAAUGAAGAUAUCCAGUCUGUCUUCAGAACUGUGUCUGCUGUGCUGAUGUUUGGCAACAUGCAAUUCAAGCAAGAACGUAACUCUGACCAGGCUACCCUUCCAGACAACACUGUUGCUCAGCAGGUUGCCCACUUGUUGGGACUAAAUGUGACUGACCUGGUGAGAGGGUUCUUGAAGCCACGCAUCAAAGUGGGUCGUGAGACAGUCACAAAGGCACAAAACAAAGAACAGUGUGAGUUUGCAGUGGAAGCAAUUGCUAAGGCACUCUAUGAACGCUUGUUCAAAUGGAUUGUGAUGCGUAUCAACCGCUCAUUGGAUCGCACAAAGCGUCAAGGUGCCUCUUUCAUUGGUAUCCUUGAUAUUGCAGGUUUUGAGAUCUUUGCCAUGAACAGCUUUGAGCAGCUCUGCAUUAACUACACAAAUGAAAAGUUACAGCAGUUGUUCAAUCACACAAUGUUCAUUCUUGAGCAAGAGGAGUAUCAGCGUGAAGGAAUUGAGUGGAAGUUCAUUGAUUUUGGUCUAGAUCUUCAGCCCACAAUUGACCUCAUUGAGAAGCCUAUGGGUAUUUUGGCUUUGCUGGAUGAAGAGUGCUGGUUCCCAAAAGCUACAGACAAAACUUUCAUAGACAAACUUAACACUUCCCAUUCUGUGCACCCAAAGUUUUGCAAGUCCGAGUUCCGUGAUAAAGCAGACUUUGCCAUCGUCCAUUAUGCUGGCAAGGUAGACUAUUCUGGCCAUCAGUGGCUCAUGAAGAACAUGGACCCCCUUAAUGAGAACAUUGUGUCACUGCUACAGACCUCUCAGGAUCCCUUCAUGGUACAGAUCUGGAAAGAUGCCGAGAUUGUUGGAAUGGCCCAACAGGCGAUGGGCGACAGCCAGUUUGGUGCUCGUACUAGGAAAGGAAUGUUCCGCACAGUAAGCCAGCUGUACAAGGAGCAGUUGACCAAGCUCAUGAUGACUCUGAGAAACACCAACCCCAACUUCGUGCGAUGCAUAAUCCCAAAUCAUGACAAGCGAGCUGGCAAAAUUGAUGCAGGUCUUGUGCUUGAUCAGCUGAGGUGUAAUGGUGUGCUCGAAGGUAUCAGAAUCUGUCGCCAAGGAUUCCCUAACCGCAUCCCCUUCCAAGAGUUCCGCCAGCGAUAUGAACUCCUCACUCCCAAUGUUAUCCCCAAAGGCUUUAUGGAUGGCAAAAAGGCCUGUGAAAUGAUGAUCCAGGCCCUAGAACUUGAACCCAACUUGUACCGCAUUGGCCAGAGCAAGAUUUUCCUGAGAGCUGGUGUUUUAGCAUCACUGGAAGAGGAGAGAGAUAUUAAAAUGACAGAUCUUAUUGUACAAUUCCAGGCAUAUUGUCGUGGUAUGUUGGCUCGAAAGAACUACCAAAAGAGGCUUCAGCAGCUUAAUGCCAUUAGAAUCAUCCAACGUAACUGUGCUGCUUAUCUCAAGCUCCGUAACUGGCAAUGGUGGCGUCUGUACACAAAGGUAAAACCACUUCUCCAAGUGACUAAACAGGAAGAAAAGCUUGUUCAGAAAGAGGAGGAACUCAGGAUGAUACAACAUGUGCUUGAAGCUCAGAAGAAAACUAAUACAGACAUGGAAAACAAAUUCCAACAAGCAUUACAGGAAAAGAAUGUCUUGGCAGAACAGUUACAGGCAGAGACAGAGUUAUGUGCUGAAGCUGAAGAAAUGAGGGCCCGUUUGUUAGCAAGAAAACAAGAACUCGAAGAUAUAUUGCAUGAUAUGGAAACCAGACUAGAAGAGGAAGAAGAGCGUACGAGUAACCUUACAACUGAGAAAAAGAAACUCCAGCUACAGAUUCAGGAUCUAGAGGAACAGCUAGAAGAGGAGGAGGCUGCUCGGCAAAAGCUCCAACUAGAGAAAGUUCAGUGUGAUGGUAAAAUUAAGAAAUUCGAAGAGGACUAUGCAUUACUUGAGGAUUCAAACCAGAAAUUGCUAAAAGAGAAGAAAUUACUGGAAGAACGUUCCUCAGAUGUUUCAAGUACAUUAGCAGAAGAAGAAGAAAAAUCUAAACAUCUUAUGAAACUCAAAGCAAAGCAUGAAUCUAUGCUUACAGAACUUGAGGAUAGAAUUAAAAAAGAGCAGCAAGGCAGAUCAGAAUUAGAACGUGCAAAGAGGAAGUGUGAAACGGAUCUUAAUGAUUUGAAGGAACAGAUUAAUGAGAAAAAGAAUCAGAUUCACGAAGUACAGAUUCAGUUGGCUAAACGAGAGGAAGAAUUAGCACAAGCCAUGAUGAGAGUUGAUGAAGAGGCUGCAGCAAAGUCACAGCUGCAGAAGAAUAUGCGUGAGGUGGAAUCCCAAUUAAACGAAUUACAGGAAGACCUUGAAGCAGAGCGUAACCUAAGAGCAAAGGCUGAGAAGCAGAAGAGAGACUUGAAUGAGGAAUUGGAGGCACUUAAAAAUGAGCUGUUAGAUUCACUGGAUACAACGGCAGCACAACAAGAAUUACGCAGCAAGAGAGAAGAGGAAUUAGCCUCUUUAAAGAAAAGUUUAGAUGAUGAUCAGGCACUUCAUGAACAACAGAUUACUGAGCUACGGCAGAAACACGGGCAUGCGCUUGAGAAUCUGAAUGUAGAAAUUGAUCAGCUCAAGAAACUAAAAGCUGGUUUGGAUAAAGCCAAGAAUCAACUUGAAGCUGAAAAUGCAGACAUGGCAAAUGAACUGAAGAGCCUUACAGUUAGCAAACAGGAAAGUGAAAAGAAACGAAAACAAUAUGAAGCUAUAAUCUCAGAUAUGCAGCAAAAGAUUGCAGAAUCAGAGCGUAACAAAUCUGACAUUCAAGAACGUCUUACAAGGUUAGAGCAGGAGUUAAGUGCUGCAAAUAUUGCAGUGGAAGAAGCAGAUUCCAAAGCCAUGUCUGCUAAUAACCAGUUAAAAAAUCUAGAAGCUCACUUGCAAGAGACUCAAGGUCUUCUUGAGGAAGAAACACGGCAGAAGCUCAACCUCAACUCUCGUGUACGUGCUCUAGAACAAGAGAAAGAUCAUUUACAAGAGUCUCUCGAAGAAGAGGAGAGUGCCAAGCGUAAUUUCGAGAAACAAGUUGCUACUCUACAAGUACAGUUAAGUGAGGCAAAGAAGAAAGCUGAUGAAGAGUCUGGAAAUGCACAACAGUUGGAAGAGACGCGCAAGCGCCAGAUGAAAGAACUGGAAGAGCUCCGUGCUCGCUUGGCUGAAUUGGAAGCCACAAAUGAGAAAUUAGAGAAGAGUAAACGCAAGUUGCAAGCUGAACUGGAAGAUGCUCAAGUUGACAUUGAUGCUAACCGUGCCAAGGUUGUCGAGCUGGAGAAGAAGCAACGUAACUUUGACAAACUGCUCAAUGAAGAGAAGAGCAAUUAUGAACGUUGUCAACAGGAGAAGGAAAAUUCAGAACGAGAGGCUAGGGAAAAGGAGACAAAGAUCCUAUCACUGAACAGAACUUUGGAGGAAUACAUGGAACGUAUUGAAGACCUUGAAACUGGCAAGAAACGAUUACAAAUUGAACUUGAUGAUUUGGUUUCAACUCGUGGGACUGCUGAUAAGAAUGUUCAUGAACUGGAAAAAGCAAAACGUGCUCUGGAAUCCCAGUUGGCUGAACAGAAGACUCAGAUUGAAGAACUUGAAGAUGAACUACAGCUAACAGAGGAUGCCAAGCUAAGACUAGAAGUAAAUAUGCAAGCAAUGAAGGCACAAUUUGAACGUGACCUGAAUGCUAGAGAGGAACAGGGAGAGGAAAAAAGACGUGGACUUGUGAAACAGCUGCGAGAACUCGAGGCAGAGCUCGAGGAAGAGCGUAAGCAACGCACAGCUGCAGUAACAGCACGCAAGAAGUUGGAGGGUGAUCUUAAGGACAUGGAAGGUCAGUUAGAGAUGAACAGCAAGGUCAAGGAUGAUGCACUCAAGCAGUUAAAGCGAGCAGGAGCACAACUGAAGGAAUAUCAGAGAGAGGCAGAAGAGAGUAGAGCUUCACGGGAAGAAAUGUCUGUUCAAUACAAGGAAUUGGAAAGAAAGAUUAAGGUCAUGGAAACUGAACUGCUUCAGUACCAGGAAGAUCUUGGUUCUGCUGAAAGAGCUCGCAAGAAUGCAGAGAUUGAGAGAGAUGAACUCCAAGAGGAACUUAACCAAUACUCGUCUAAGGCCACCUUGAGUGCAGACGAGAAAAAGAGGCUUGAGGCUCGCAUCUCUACUCUAGAAGAAGAACUAGAAGAUGAACAGGGCAAUGUUGAGGUACUAAUGGAUAAAAUGAGAAAGAGUCAGCUUUCCAUGGAACAGUUGCAAACUGAUUACAACACAGAGAAGUCAUCUGUGGUGAAGCUUGAGGGCCAGAGAUCUAUGUUGGAGCGCCAGAACAAAGAACUCAAGGCUAAACUAGCAGAACUGGAGGUUGAAAUCCGAUCAAAGACGAAAGCAACCAUAGCAGCACUGGAAUCAAAGGUUUCCAACUUAGAAGAGCAACUUGAGGUUGAAUCUCGUGAUCGUCUGACUCAAGCAAAGGCCAACCGCAAGCUUGAGAAAAAGUUAAAGGAGUUGGUAAUGCAAAUGGAGGAUGAACGCCGUCAUGCUGACCAGUAUAAGGAGCAAUUAGAUAAAUCAAAUGCUCGUGUGAAACACUUAAAACGCACCAUGGAAGAAACUGAGGACGAGCUAUCAAAGGAGAAGAUGCAGCGUCGUAAAGCUCAGCGGGAAGUAGAAGACAUGAUGGAAUCCCAAGAGGCACAGAACAGAGAAAUAUCUUCUCUAAAGACCAAACUCAGCCAAGCUGAAGCUGAAAAGGUCUUAAGUCAAAUCACAAAACGAACAAAUCGUGGUCUGUGCAAGCUUAUGAAGAAUGCCUCGACUUCAAAUGUGAUUGAUCUAGCACAAGAUUUCAGUAGCAGUGAAGAUGAAAAGCGUGGUGGUGCUGGACUUGGUUCCCGCCUUGACUUUUUGGGAGUGAAGCGCGGAUCUAUUGCUGCUGCUAGUGAUGACUCUCAAAAUGCUGAUGAUUCUGUGGAUGGAGAGGAAGAUGCUACCAAGUGAGAAGCCAGCACUCAUCACUGGUCCCAGGACACGUUCUCCUUGAGGGAUACCAUUGUUGAAUAUGCUUCGUCAAAGGGACUCUCCACUUCAUUUCCUAUUGAGUAAAUUGUAUGCACAUUAAUUUAGUCAAAGGAUGAAGUAUAAAGGUGAUAAAUUUAAAGUAUUGCUUCUUAGUUGGUGUGUCUGUAAUGAGAAAUUGCCAACAAUUUGAGUGAAAUUUGAAUAAAUGAUAGAACAAAAACUAUUGAUAAAAUGCUAUAAGCAACAUUUAGAUGUUGCUAAGAAAAUGUAUCUAAUCUUAAUUAUUUAGCAGAGAAAAUAAAUUAUUUAUAGGACUGUAUCUGUUGGAAUGAGUGUCUUUGUUGAAUUUGUUGCCAUAUUUGCAUACCCAGUGAGUGGACUGAAAUUGUAUAACAACAUUCCAGAAAUUAGGGUGUUUUUUUGUUGUUGGCAUAUUUGUACUUAAUCCAGAUGACUUGUAUGAGGAGGAAAAGCAGUUGCAGAAAGCACAAAGUUGCCUCAUCUUAACUUCCAACAACUGCCAACAUAUGAAAUUCUGGGUACAGUUUUUUUUUUAGGUACCUGAGUCCUACAUUUGUUGAAAGUAGGUGGUGGUUGAUGGGGGUUAAUGAAGUGGCAGUUAAUCCUGUUAGCCAAAGGAAAAAAAAAGAGUUGGUAGUUGCCAAGCAACAAGUGACAUUAUUGUUAAUGAAGGAUAUAAGUACACUUGUGGCAACAAAUUUGCAUGUUUGUGGGAUGGGAGAGAGGUCAGGCAUUUAUUAAGGGAGAAAAGCUAUGCUGGUCUUUACAUAAUUAGGUUCAUGUUAAGUAUGCCACCUGUUGCCAGUACUGAGGGUUGAGCAUUGGUGGCUCUGGUAAUUUUUAUUGCCAUUGAAUAGUAUGAAGCAUGCAUUUUGCAUGUCACUUUUUUUACUGUCAUAAUACACUUUUCCUAACUUUGUAUCAAACUAACCAUGAAUGCUUCCAAACUGCUACAAUGUAUAGAUAAUAAUGAAUGAAUAACCUAUUACCAUUAGUUAAGAGCUACUUAUAUGAUUAUUAUUGUUAUAUAUUAUCAUUAUUACAGUAUCUUGUAUAGUUGCCAGGCCAAUUAGGAACUGAAAAUUUUCUUAUACAUCCUGUACAUACAUUUAUAUAGAGCUUAAUUACAACCAUCCAUAUAGUUUUAAAUAUUUUUGCAAAAUACAGUAGUAGUUGUAUGCACAUUGGUUGUAUCUUUAAUUUCUGCCAAUCACUAUUUUACAAGUGACCUUAAAUUUAUGCCAUUGCUCACAGCAAAUUUACCUCAUUUUCAUACAUCAUUACCAAUUCUCAUUAGGAAACAUGGCCUUAUAGUUGUAGAAGAAAUCCAGUGAAACCUUUAUAUUGUGAAUAGUAGAGGGUAUUUGGGAAGAGAUUCAGUGUACAGUACAGGAUGGUAAUAAGAAAUAUAGUAAACGACUUUGAUUUGUGAUUUAAGGUAUAUAAGCUUCUAUAAGGUGCUUUGUUUUGAUAUUGCUAUUGCAUUUGUUAAUUUGAACUCUGAUCAUGUAUUACAUAGAUUUUUUGAUUAAGCCAAGUUUUCUAUAAAAGAGCUGGGUACAGCAAUGCUUACCACACAAGUUGGGGCCUAAAGUUCUUGAAUGAUGACAUGUCAGUUAGGAUGCACAAGUAUAUUUGAUCUAUUUAAAAAAAAAAAAAGGGGUCAGUUGUUAUAAUUUUAGCCAUUUGUAAAUAAUUAAUUUUAGUAACUUAAUGGCUUUAAAAUUCUUCAGAAUAAUUUAAUACAAAGCUAGUUCGGUAUUGGAUACUGUGUGAAAAACUGAUGAGAAUGAAGUUUUGGUGUUAACUUCUAGAACACAAGUAUCACUCUGCUGUUGAGGACAAAUGUGUACCGUCCAUGUGUCCAGCUCUCCAUCUCUUCUUGAUGGGACAAGAACAGGAGUGGGUGUUAAAAGUUCCUAUUCAGGGAGAUGUGCCAAGUGCAUUUUGUUAGUGAUAAAGGUAAUGAAUGAUUGUGAUAAAUUGUUCUUUCCCAGAACUUGAGAGUAUGGUAAUGAUACAUUAAUGUUUAUAUCUACAUGACCACCAUUCAUAUUGUAAUUUACUUGUCCAUUUGUGUGUGUUUGAGGAUCUGGAAGCAUCUAGCAUGUCAAUGUAUUGUAUAUAUAUACUUGUGGUGCACUUCAGCUGACUGCAAUAAAUGGCCUUGACAAA
Cherax quadricarinatus is the source of this 8549-nucleotide messenger RNA. RefSeq names its product myosin heavy chain 10 (gene zip). Lineage: Eukaryota; Metazoa; Arthropoda; Malacostraca; Decapoda; Parastacidae. The record is from RefSeq and is a predicted model, not a curated record. Gene Ontology annotation, cellular component: cytoplasm; myosin filament; myosin II complex. Gene Ontology annotation, molecular function: ATP binding; actin filament binding; microfilament motor activity.